AUGAUGCAUGUUGCUUUUGCCACGCUGUCUUUCACAUAUCCCUGGUAUAGGGUCGGAGAGAUCACAAGUUCAACAUCUUCUCUUUUUAACGGUGGAAAAACAUUCAUGAUCGGACCUUUACUUUUGCUCCGAGAUCUGGCAAACCUGGGAUUGUCCCCUCACGAGAAAAGAACAUUAGCUUCAUACAGCAAAGGCUUGACACUUUUCAUUACUACAUAUCAGUGCUUCAAGUUCACUAGCGCACGCGCUCCUUUCUUCGUUUCGCACGCUUGGAUCUACCGAGACUCGGACAGAUGA
Molecule: messenger RNA, 297 nt
Organism: Laccaria bicolor S238N-H82
Lineage: Eukaryota; Fungi; Basidiomycota; Agaricomycetes; Agaricales; Hydnangiaceae
Exons: 3
Coding region: 1-297 (98 amino acids)
Source: RefSeq, a predicted model, not a curated record